Penicillium brevicompactum is the source of this 615-nucleotide messenger RNA. RefSeq lists its product as uncharacterized. The transcript has 2 exons. Bases 1 to 615 code for a protein of 204 amino acids. The record is from RefSeq and is a predicted model, not a curated record. NCBI's taxonomy places the organism in Eukaryota, Fungi, Ascomycota, Eurotiomycetes, Eurotiales, Aspergillaceae.
AUGAAUGCAGAGUACUACGGAACUCCCCCCAAAAGGGAGCCUCAGAAUCAGUAUCCUCAACCUUAUAAUGAGCAACAGCAACCACUCGCCCCUGGCGAGGGCCAGGACGACGAACGUGGCUUUGCUGGUGCCCUCGCUGGUGGUGCUGUCGGUGGUUUUGCUGGACACAAGGCCAAUCACGGCUUCCUUGGAGCCAUCGGUGGUGCGAUUGCUGGUUCUAUUGCUCAAGACGCCUAUAAGAAGCACCAGCAUCAAAGUGGACAGAGCUUCCCUCCCAAUGGCGGCCCCUACCCGCAGCAAUACCCCCAGCAACCAUAUCCGCAAGGACAUUCAUAUCAACAAUAUCCUCCGCAAGGUCCUUAUCCGCCAAGUCAAUUCUAUCCACUGAAUCAGUUGCAUCACAAUAGAAAGUCUGUCAUGAAAAGGCAGGAGGAGGUAGAAGAGCUUCAGGACAAAAUGAAUCGUGUUUCCCAGCACAUGCAGCAGGGUCCCUCUCACCACAAGAUGAAGGAUCUGCGGAAAGACAUGGAAGACUUGCAGAAGGAUCUGAGGAAGGCGCAAGAGGACUACCAGAAAGAGUUGAACAAGGCGCUAGACGACGAUGCGAAGCACUGA